Cebus imitator (Panamanian white-faced capuchin) is the source of this 234-nucleotide messenger RNA. RefSeq names its product LBH domain containing 2 (gene LBHD2). Bases 1 to 234 code for a protein of 77 amino acids. Lineage: Eukaryota; Metazoa; Chordata; Mammalia; Primates; Cebidae. The record is from RefSeq and is a predicted model, not a curated record. The transcript is spliced from 2 exons.
AUGAGCAUUCCCCAGCCUGCUCCACCACAGCCAGGCCCUGCCGAGGGGGCUGGAGGCCCGGCAGGGAAGGCUGUGGCAAGUGCCCAGGAGAAGGGCCCUCGGCUGGGCCAGCGUCUGCCCUCAAUUGUGGUGGAGCCCAGCGAGGUGGACCCUGUGGAGAGCAGCGAGCGGCGCUGGCCCCCGGAGCAUGCCCAGAGGGGCCCCUCUCAGAGCGGGGCUGCUGCUGGUGAGUGA